CCGCCUCCAGAGUUUUCCUUCCGGAAACAGACCUGAAGCAGGUAGCGUUGAGAUAUCAGCAGCUCCACACGGUUCAUGGUUGGUGUUAGCGGCAGUUACCUCUGACUUUUAGAGAAUUCCGGCCCGAUUCGGGCCCCGCUGAAGUUGUUUGGGCCCCGUGUGUUCCUUUUUCUUUACCCGUUUGGCGGCUAACAUCAUGGCGGCCACGGAUCCCCGGUUUUCGAGUAACGGCGGGCCGGCCAGUACAGGAGGAUUCCAGGCGGGGGAGAGCAGCAGUGACCGCGACGGCCCAGGCGGCAGCAGCGGCGGCAGCAGCGGAGAAAGCGAGCGGGAUCGGGCUACCUUCGAGUGUAACAUUUGUUUGGACACUGCCAGGGACGCGGUCAUCAGUAUGUGCGGCCACUUGUUCUGCUGGUCCUGCCUUCAUCAAUGGUUGGAGACACGACCCAGCAGGCAACAGUGUCCUGUCUGCAAGGCAGGCAUCAGCAGAGAGAAAGUCAUCCCGUUGUACGGCAGAGGGAGCUCCAGCCAGGAGGACCCCAGGCUGAGAACUCCUCCUCGGCCUCAGGGGCAAAGAGCAGAGCCUGAAAGCAGAGGAGGGAUGUUCCCUGGUUUUGGGGAAACGGGCUUUCACAUGUCUUUUGGGAUCGGUGCGUUCCCUUUCGGCUUUUUCACCACCGUCUUCAACGCCAACGACCCGUUUCACAGAGCAGACCAGUAUGCUGCGGAUCACCAAGGCAACGGUAACCUCAACAACGGCAACAACAACUGGCAGGACUCCCUCUUCCUAUUCGUGGCCAUCAUCUUCUUCUUCUGGCUGCUGAGCGUCUGACAACGGCUGGGACAGAGGACCCCGAAAAAUAAAAUAAAAUGGACUGGAGCCACUGACAUGCGUGCGUGCGCCCGCACACACACACACACACACACACGUUUUCAUUAUGUAACUUGAGAGAGUGCGGAGAGUCUAAUACUUACAGAAAACAAGAAAUACAGGUUUUCUCCUCCUUACAAAAUUAGAUCACUCUCCCCCGACACACACACACACACACACACACUCACUGUGUUAUUGUCGUUCAUGCAACACUCAAUCCCAAAUGAAGGUGGUCUGGGUCCACUCCUGUAGUUGUCUGCACACAGAGCCGGUCUAUGUUGACUGUUCAGUGACAGUAUUAAAUGUUCAGGGUGAGCUGUGACUUUCUGUUUAAAGCUGUAGAUGGAAAACAGGAAGAUCAUACUCAGUUUUGAUAAAAAAUAAAUAAAUAAAUAAACCUUAUUCCUCAAACGUGGAGGCUCUUAAUGGAGCAGAUAAGGGGAGCAGAAGCCGUGGGUAACAGACUAUCCACAACGGGGGGGGGGGGGAAUGAAAGAAACAACACAGUCGGUCGCAUUGUUUAUACGUUUGUCUUAAAAAAAACGCCAUUACACUGUGAGGUCACCUGUGGAUGGAGCUGUCCUUAACGUCACAGUUUGUUCUUGUGUCUUUAAGCCUUUCUUUCUGUUUUUCCCUGAAUGCAACACAAUUGUAUUUGGAAAAAUAUCAGUUUAAACCAUAAAGGUGCCACUCACAGAACCUUUGCAGAAUAAAUGAAAGUUCUUUGGACUUUUCCCCCCAAAAAACGUAGCGAUUAUGAGACACUUGUGUCACAGUUGACUUGUUUUGUUUUUCCUGUCUGUGUAUACAUAAUAUAUUUGUAUAUAUGAAUAUUGUAAAUGCUGUUUUUAUGUGUUUCUGAGUGACCAAUCAGCUAUGGGGAUCGCCGACACAUGGACGCCUUUUAUAAAGCUAAAAGUGAUCCAGAUCCUGUUUCUCCCACUGGAAGGAAAAUACCGUCCCUGUUGAUGUGAAUAAUGAGGGGGCGCUGAAGUUUCCUUUUGUACUGGACGAAUAACUGACACAAAAUAAGGCCCCGGCUUUAACUAGAUGUUUUGAACUAGAGCUGCACCGAUCAGGAUUUUUCUAACCAAUACCGAUUUCUGAUUUUUGUUUUUUCAAAAAUGUGCUUCAGGUUUUUGAAGGUAGUAGUUUUGAAUCCCAACAGAAAAUAAAGAUCAUCUUAAUUUAUACGAAAUUCUUAGUUUUUAAUGUUUUUAAUACAUUGGAGAAAAAAAAAACUGAAUUCAGUAUUUGACCUACUGAUUACCGGACAGAACCAGUGGACUGGUGCAUCUCUAGUUGAAGCAUAACCUGAACUUCUAUAACCUGUUUAAUCUGGAGCUUGAAUUUAAUCCAGCAGUUUUUCAACCAUGAAUCAGGUCUUGUAUGUUCACACCAGGUUCAGAAAUGAACAGGGUGUCCACCGCGGCUGGUUGUGUCUCGCGUCUUUGUUGGAGGGACACUUUGUAUCCCUAAUGUGACACUAAAACAAGUUAUUGAGGUUUCAAGAUGUGAAUCCUUUAAACAGACUAAACAUGGAGCCUGUUGUGCAAAACCAAAUGUUCUUGGAGAUUAAACUUGGUUAAAACA
Messenger RNA from Girardinichthys multiradiatus, 2464 nucleotides. RefSeq names its product ring finger protein 5 (gene rnf5). The record is from RefSeq and is a predicted model, not a curated record. Gene Ontology annotation, biological process: ubiquitin-dependent protein catabolic process. Gene Ontology annotation, molecular function: ubiquitin-like protein conjugating enzyme binding; ubiquitin protein ligase activity. Lineage: Eukaryota; Metazoa; Chordata; Actinopteri; Cyprinodontiformes; Goodeidae. The transcript is spliced from 6 exons. Gene Ontology annotation, cellular component: endoplasmic reticulum. The coding region runs from base 197 to 832 and encodes 211 amino acids.